Molecule: messenger RNA, 3804 nt
Organism: Sodiomyces alkalinus F11
Lineage: Eukaryota; Fungi; Ascomycota; Sordariomycetes; Glomerellales; Plectosphaerellaceae
Product: DNA-directed RNA polymerase III subunit RPC2
Exons: 2
Coding region: 220-3696 (1158 amino acids)
Biological process (GO): DNA-templated transcription
Cellular component (GO): RNA polymerase III complex
Molecular function (GO): ribonucleoside binding; DNA-directed RNA polymerase activity; DNA binding
Source: RefSeq, a predicted model, not a curated record
GAGAGUACUUCGUGCGUGCAGCGCGUCGUGUCAUACCAGGCAGGGACGAAACGACGUUGAAGUUUUUCUAGCUCACUUCAUCAGCCUCAGCCUUGUCUGAGACUUCACAGUUGCUUGGCCAUCACAUCUCACAUCAUCGACCAUCAUAAGACUCUACUAUAACGGCGAUUCCCUGCCAAAGAGCUUGAUGAUGCUAUUUCUGGCAUUGUGACCUGAAAGAUGCCGUACAUCGACGACGGCUUUGAGGCCCUCCUGGAGCCUUUCUAUGAUGGCAAGAAACUCACAGACCCCAUAUCGACAGCCAAAGACAAAUUCCAGCUCCUACCAGCCUUCCUCAAAGUAAAGGGUCUUGUUAAGCAACACAUUGACUCCUACAAUUUCUUUGUUGAGCACGAAAUUAAGAAUAUUGUGCGUGCAAACCGCACAAUCAGGAGUGAUGUUAACAGCAGCUUCUGGCUUGAGUUCACGGACAUUCGGGUGGGAACCCCGAGUCGACUAGAUUACAAUGAUGCUAGAGCACAUAAUGAGGUGACUCCGAUGGAGUGUCGCCUGCGAGACAUGACAUAUGCAGCCCCAAUCUUCAUUGACAUCGCCUAUAUUCGCGACAAGUCCAAAAUUGUCCGACGUAAUGUGCCUCUUGGCCGCCUUCCCGUCAUGCUCAAGUCUUCCAAGUGCCGCCUCAACGGCGCCACCAACGCCCAAAUGGAGAUGAUGAACGAAUGCCCUCUUGACCCCGGCGGCUACUUCAUCGUGAACGGCACCGAAAAAGUCAUUCUCAUCCAGGAGCAACUCAGCAAGAAUCGUGUCAUCGUCGAAGCAGAUACGAAGAACAACAUCAUCACGGCUUCGGUGACGAGUUCUACCCACGAGCGCAAAACCAAGACGAACAUCAUUCUCAAGAAAGACAAGAUCGUGCUCUCCCACAACGUCUUGGUGGAGCCUGCCCCGAUCGUUAUCGUCCUGAAGGCGCUGGGGGGCUUGUCCGACAUGGAAAUCAUGCAACUGGUCGCGGGUGACGACGGCAGAUACCAGGACGAUUUCAUCAUCAACUUUGACGAGGCUAGUCGGCAUGGUGUCUUUACCCAGCAUCAAGCGUUGGAGUGGAUCGGCGCGCGUGUCAAGAUGGGCGGCAGGAACAGAUUCCAACCUAAUGCCCAGGCCCGCAAGAACCAUAUCGAAGAAGGCCUCGACGCCCUGUCGAAUCUCAUCAUCGCCCAUAUUCCCGUCGAAGGGCUCGAUUUCUAUCCAAAGGCUAUUUACGUCGCCUUCAUGACGCGCCGCGUCCUCAUGGCCCAGACCGACCCCAGCCUCGUUGAUGAUCGAGACUUUGUCGGCAAUAAGCGACUCGAACUCGCGGGCCAGCUGCUUUCCCUGUUGUUCGAAGAUCUUUUCAAGAAGUUUUGCGUCGAUGUUAAGGCCAGUAUCGACAAAGUUCUCAAGAAGGUCAACCGCGCCGUACCUCUGGAUGCGGUCACCAUGAUCAGUAACCACGCCAACAAUAUCGGCCAGGGAAUUAACAGGGCCAUCCAGACAGGAAAUUGGACGGUAAAGCGGUUUAAUAUGAGCAAGGCCGGUGUCACCCACGUCCUUAGUCGUCUCAGCUACAUCAGCGCCUUGGGCAUGAUGACCCGUAUCAACAGCCAGUUCGAGAAGACACGCAAAGUCAGUGGACCCAGAGCUCUCCAACCGUCGCAGUGGGGCAUGUUAUGUCCGUCAGACACGCCCGAAGGCGAGGCAUGCGGUCUGGUUAAGAAUUUGGCGCUGAUGACACAUAUUACCACCAAUGUCGAGGAAGAACCGGUCAAACACUGGGUAUUCACGCUCGAUAAUGAUAUCGAACCGGUCAGGAACUUCUCGGGGAGCGAGAUGCAUCGCGAGGGAUCCUUCGUCAUCUAUAUCAAUGGCACUCCCUUUGCCUUGACUCGUAACCCGAAGCGACUCACGUCCAGAUUCAGGACCAUGAGACGGCGGGGCUACAUAUCUCCUUUUGUCAGCAUCAACAUCAACAAUCACUUCAGCGCGGUGCACAUCGCCACCGACGAAGGACGCAUUUGCCGACCUUACCUCAUUGUAAAAAAUGGAACCCCAAUGAUUAACGCGGAGCAGCUGCGCCUCCUGCAACUCGGGAAGGUCACUUUCGACGAUUUCCUCAGGAACGGCGUGGUAGAGUACCUCGACGUCAACGAGGAGAACGAUACGUUGAUCGCGCUCUACGAGAAGGAUGUCAACCGGAGCACCACACAUCUGGAAAUUGAACCGUUUACUAUUCUUGGUGCUGUGGCCGGCCUCAUCCCCUUCCCCCACCACAACCAAUCUCCCCGCAACACGUACCAGUGUGCUAUGGGCAAGCAAGCGAUAGGGGCCAUCGCUUAUAACCAAUUCAACCGUAUCGACACGCUUCUGUACACGCUGGUCUACCCGCAGCGACCCAUGGUCAUAUCCAAAACGAUUCAGCUCGUACACUACGACAAACUGCCGGCAGGACAGAAUGCGACCGUUAUCGUCAUGUCCUAUUCGGGCUAUGAUAUCGAGGACGCCUUGGUUCUGAACAAGGCUUCGUGCGACCGCGGGUUCGGGCGCUGUCAGGUGUUCCGCAAGUACGCGACGGAGAUGCAGAAAUAUCCCAACGGGCGGCGUGAAGUCAUCGGCGACCCGGGGUACGAGGGCGACCCCAAAGAGCGGAAGAGGGCGGUUAAGCACCAAGCUCUGGACAACGACGGCCUUGCCAUGGUUGGGUAUCAGAUCCGCUCUGGCGAGGUCAUGGUCAACAAGCAGACGCCACUGGAUACCGGCUCGACCAACAUCGGAAACGACAUGGGCCCGAGCGGGUUCCGCGAUUCGUCGAUAUCAUACCGGAUUGCCGACCCUGCGUACAUCGACAAGGUGAUGAUCUCAGAGAGCGAGAAGGAGAACAUGGUGGUCAAGGUGCAAACGCGACAGACAAGGCGACCCGAACUGGGCGACAAGUUCUCGUCCCGUCACGGGCAGAAGGGUGUCGUGGGCAUCAUCGUGGAUCAAGAGGACCUGCCAUUUGCCGACAGCGGGCUGGUGCCGGACAUUAUCAUGAAUCCGCAUGGUUUCCCGUCGCGCAUGACGGUCGGCAAGCUGCUCGAGUGCCUGACGGGCAAGGCGUCCGUGCUGGACGGACGGAAAGACUACGGCUUCGGCGACGCGUUCCGGUCGCACCCGGUGGAGGAGAUGAGCAAGGUGCUGGUGGACCACGGGUUCUCGUGGGAGGGCAAGGACUACUUCACGUCCGGGAUUACGGGCGAGCCUUGCGAGGCGUACAUCUUCAACGGGCCCAUCUACUAUCAGCGGCUCAAGCACAUGGUGCAGGACAAGAUGCAUUCGCGGGCGCGCGGUCCGCGGGCCAUUCUGACCAGGCAGCCCACGGAAGGACGAUCGCGCGACGGUGGUUUGCGGUUGGGAGAGAUGGAGCGCGAUUGUCUGAUCGCGUACGGUGCGUCGCAGCUCCUUCUGGAGCGGCUGAUGAUCAGCUCCGACGGCACGUCGAUUGAUAUAUGCCAGCAAUGCGGUCUCUUCGGGUACAAGGGGUACUGCCACACCUGCCGAAGCACGAAGGAUGUGACGCAGAUGACCAUGCCUUAUGCUGCCAAGUUGUUGGUCCAGGAGCUGAUCAGUAUGAACGUGGGCGUCAGGUUGCAGUUGGAGGACGAAUUUCCGCAUCCGAGGUAGCUAUGAUUAUGCUUAGGAAGCAGGUUUAUGAUGUGUAUAGGUAGUAAUCUCGUACUAUAAGCAAGGAACAAUAGACAGAAUACAAACAAAGUAUAUGAGGCACAAAAC